UUUUAUUAAUGAAAAAAUAGAAAUCCCAAUUCUCCCAAUUACAGAAACCUAAGCUCGUCGAGAAAUCAUGGCGGCAAAAGUGUUUAGUGGAGUGACUAUAUGCCUGUCGCGGAGUCUGGUUCCACCGGAGCUCUUCGACGCGCUGCACGACGCGUUGAAGUUCAACGGUGCCCAAGUUCUCCUCAUCUGCGAUCCCUCACGCAAUGGACCCAACGACUAUCACGUCAUCGCCUCGCCCGAGCAUGAAAAGUUUGAGUAUCUCAGGUCGAAGGGCUGUAAUUUGCUCGGUCCUCAGUGUGUGUUGUUCUGUGCAAAAGAGCACAGAAAGCUACCUAUUCAGGGGUAUACUUGCUGCCUUGCACUGGAUGGUGUAAAUAUAGUUAUGUCUGGUUUUGAGAAGGAUGUAAAGGAUGCUAUUAGGAAGAAGGUCACUGCUAUGGGAGGACAGAUGAAAAAAAAAGCAUCAUCGGAUGUCAGUUUCGUAAUUGUGAAGGAUGUCCUUUGCCAAAAAUACAAGUGGGCCCUAACCCAAGUGAAAAAACCAAUGCUCACAAUAGAUUGGCUGGAGCAAUGUUGGAAAGAACACCGUGUAGUUCCUCAGGAACCUUAUAGGGUUCUUCCUUUUGCUGGAUUGACGAUAUGCGUUAGUGGAAUCCCUGCAGAUGAACGCAAGGAAGUGGAGAAGCUUGUCGUACAAAAUGGUGGGAUAUAUUCCGCUGAGCUGACCAAGAGAUGCUCUCAUUUGAUAUGCGAUGCUCCUGAAGGUGACAAGUAUACAGUUGCAAAAAGAUGGCGUAUCAUAUACAUAGUUAACAGGAAAUGGUUUCAUCAGUCUAUUGCCAGAAGAGCAUGCCUAAUGGAAGAUUCCUUCCCUGUUCAACAUCCAUCUUCUGUUAGUACUUUGAAGACAUUGGAGCAUCAUACUCAAGGCAAAGGCACCAGAAAUUCACAGCCUACCUCAUCAUCUAUCCCCACUGCCUCAGAAUCCGACACCAAUCUUUUUGCUCAGGAUUUGGAACCUGAUGUGGAGAAUCUCCUGACAAACAUCCGUUGCACGUCUUCUGAGGUUCCUCACAUAUCCAAAAAGGGAAAUGAUCCACCCACUGAUAAGCAGAAAAAUGGUUCCGAUUUUACUCGAUGCAUUGCUGAUGAUUCUCAAAGUGAGGAUGAUGAUCUAUACUUGUCUGAGUGCAGAAUUCUACUUUUAGGCUUUGAGGCAUCUGAAUUGCGGAAGCUAGUCAACAUGAUUCGCCGGGGUGGGGGCUCUCGUUAUAUGUCUGUUAGGGAGAAAUUAACUCACGUGGUAGUUGGAAUUCCAUCGGAAAAUGAAAUUAAGGAAAUACGGAGCCUUGCAGCUUUUGGAGUUAUAAGUAUUGUCAAAACGUCAUGGCUUGAAGAAUGCACCAUCAAAAAGAAAGAGGUCCCUGUGUUUCAGGGUCACAUUGCUUAUGAUUUACUUCUUCCAAAAGAUUCCAUAGUCUUUAAUGGGAGUACUGCAGCUAGCACGACAAGUUUGAAAGAGGGGAAUUCCUCCGCUUCUCAGCUUGUUGACAAUAACAUAGUUAAGAACAAGAAUUCUCAAUCAGAUGUAUUAUUUGGUUUGAAAGAAGACGCUAAGGUGAAGGUGCAAAGCAGAUUGAACAAUGGUAUUAAACAUAUGAAGUCCUCAACUGUAUUUAGGGGGAAGCUCUUCCGUUUUUCAAGCACUUUUCCCGAAGAACAAAGACCCGAAAUAGUGAUGUGGGUUACUGAAGGUGGUGGUGAGGUUGUUUCAGAUCAAAACAGAAAAAUUGUGCACUUUAUUGUCGAGCGCCAUGGUGUAGUUUCCUGUCUGACCCAUGCAUCCUGGAUUUCUUAUAUUACCACUCACUGGAUUCAUUCUUGUCUAGAGGAGGGGUGUUUGCUGGAUAUUAGUAGUCACAUUCUCUAUUCUCCACUUCCAUGCAAAAUACCAUUACCUGGAUUUGAAGAAUAUCGCCUCUGUUUUUCGGGGUAUGGCACGAAAGAAAGACAGCUGUUGAGAAAUUUGUGCUAUGUUCUGGGGGUCAAGUACGCUGAGAAACUUACAAAGAAAGCGACUCAUUUAUUAAGUAAAUUUGCUCAUGGUGAUAAGUAUGAGGCUGCUUGUAGAUGGGGAAUAAAUGUAGUUACAGCUGAUUGGAUAUAUGAAUGCGCCAAGCAGAAUAAAGUUGUUGAUGUGAAAGGGUUUUUCCCUAAAGAGCUUACUUCUCAAGAUAGGCAAGAAGGAUCUUUUUUUAUGAGCCAAUACCCUGCUCACUCUGAUAGGAUUACAUCUGUAGAUGACAUCUCUCAACACCCGAGUCAGCAACAGGAUCUGGGAAAUGUGCAUACCAUUGAUUCCUUGGUUAUAGCAAGAGAUGUGGAAAUCUGUUCUAGAGGUAGUAAGAGGGCAAGAUUAUUAGGACAGGAUAGUAUAAAGCAAUCUUCUUGUGACUCCGCCGUCGAUAAUUUUGUCAGUAGGACGAAUCAUGCGGAAAACAAUACUGAAAAUAAUGGAGUUUCUUCUGUAGUUCCUGAUGUUGCUGCGGCUAUAGAGGAUUUGUUGGAGCAAACAAGCAAAAUUCAGGAUUUGAAGUCACAGGAGACAAGUGGUAGCCAUGAAACUUUUUUGUCUUCUAAUCCUACAAUGCUUAGUCAAAGGCAUGCUGCUUCCUCUUCUGAACUAGGACCAUCAAAGCAAUGGAUCAACAGGUUAGAAGAAAGGCAUGAUGAUCCUUCUGAUGAUGCUGGACAAAGGGGAUUUUAUGAUAAUUUUAGUGAAACACAGACUGAUUCUCAGGUGGUUGGUUAUGAAGAAGACCUAUCUGGUAGGCAAAUGAUUAUUGAUAGAGUGAGAACAAGGAGUAGCAUGCCCGGCUCAUAGUGUUGUGUGUAUUGGGACUUGAAGCUAUACUGAUGAGCAGCAAGUUGAUAAAACCAGCACAAAAGGAGUCGAAUCAUCAACCACAAUUAGGGAUGUAAAUGAAUUGAAUUGAAUCGAAGCGAAUACUACUACUGUAUUCAUGAAACUAUUCGAGUAUUCGAUUACCUUUUUUGAAUAUUGAUUUUGAUUUGUGUUCGAUUUGAAAUGGUAUCUGAAUCAUUUGAGUAUU
This is a messenger RNA of Salvia miltiorrhiza (redroot sage), 3113 nucleotides long. RefSeq lists its product as uncharacterized. The record is from RefSeq and is a predicted model, not a curated record. Lineage: Eukaryota; Viridiplantae; Streptophyta; Magnoliopsida; Lamiales; Lamiaceae. The transcript is spliced from 18 exons. Gene Ontology annotation, biological process: mitotic G2 DNA damage checkpoint signaling; DNA replication initiation; mitotic DNA replication checkpoint signaling. Bases 68 to 2884 code for a protein of 938 amino acids.